UCUAGCGACAAUCUCCACUCUCCACUCUACCCAUUCGCCAUGUUGCGAACCUCAAUCGUCCGGGCCGCCAGGAGCUCAGCUUCUGUCGUCCCAUCCACCGCGACCCGUCAAGCUGUCUACACGCCCCGCAUCGCACCCGUCGCCUGCGCCCAGCAGCAGCAGCAGAUCCGCCAGGCCCAUGCCAUUUCCAAUCCCACACUCGCCAACCUCGAGAAGCGAUGGGAGGAUAUGCCUCCUCAGGAGCAGGCCGACCUGUGGAUGUCGCUGAGGGACCGCAUGAAGGUUGACUGGAAGGAGCUUACUCUACAGGAGAAGAAGGCCGCCUACUACAUCGCCUUCGGUCCCCACGGCCCACGACGACCCCCUCCCCCAGAUGAGGGCCGCAAGGUCUUCUUCCUCUCUGCCGGCGUCAUCGCUGCUGCUGUGGCCGUCUUCUCCAUCGUUCGCAUGUUUGCCAACCCUGUCCGACCACGCACCAUGACCAAGGAAUGGCAGGAGGCGUCCGAAGAGUACAUGAAGGCACAAGGAACUGAGCCCAUCACUUUCAAGCCUGGAAUGAUGGUUCAGAGCAAGUCUGAGAAAGACCUUAGCCCCAACGAGAAGCUUAAUGAUGAGUAA
This is a messenger RNA of Periconia digitata, 618 nucleotides long. The record is from the annotation of a GenBank genome assembly. Lineage: Eukaryota; Fungi; Ascomycota; Dothideomycetes; Pleosporales; Periconiaceae.